Panthera uncia (snow leopard) is the source of this 1497-nucleotide messenger RNA. RefSeq names its product jumonji domain containing 6, arginine demethylase and lysine hydroxylase (gene JMJD6). Gene Ontology annotation, biological process: phagocytosis. Gene Ontology annotation, cellular component: cytoplasm; nucleus. Lineage: Eukaryota; Metazoa; Chordata; Mammalia; Carnivora; Felidae. Bases 1 to 1212 code for a protein of 403 amino acids. The transcript has 6 exons. The record is from RefSeq and is a predicted model, not a curated record. Gene Ontology annotation, molecular function: histone H4R3 demethylase activity; P-TEFb complex binding.
AUGAACCACAAGAGCAAGAAGCGGAUCCGCGAGGCCAAGCGGAGUGCGCGGCCGGAGCUCAAGGACUCGCUGGACUGGACCCGUCACAACUACUACGAGAGCUUCUCGCUGAACCCGGCGGCCGUGGCGGAUAACGUGGAAAGGGCAGACGCGUUACAGCUGUCCGUGGAAGAAUUUGUCGAGCGCUACGAAAGACCUUACAAACCCGUGGUUCUGCUCAAUGCCCAAGAGGGCUGGUCUGCUCAGGAGAAAUGGACCCUGGAGCGCCUCAAAAGGAAAUACCGGAACCAGAAGUUCAAGUGCGGUGAGGAUAACGACGGUUACUCGGUGAAGAUGAAGAUGAAAUACUACAUCGAGUACAUGGAGAGCACUCGAGAUGACAGCCCCCUUUACAUCUUUGACAGCAGCUAUGGUGAACACCCCAAAAGAAGGAAACUUCUGGAAGACUACAAGGUGCCCAAGUUUUUCACUGAUGACCUUUUCCAGUAUGCCGGGGAGAAACGCAGGCCCCCUUACAGGUGGUUUGUGAUGGGGCCGCCACGCUCUGGAACCGGAAUUCACAUCGACCCUCUGGGAACCAGUGCCUGGAACGCCUUAGUUCAGGGCCACAAGCGCUGGUGCCUGUUUCCUACCAGCACGCCCAGGGAACUCAUCAAGGUGACCCGUGAAGAAGGAGGGAACCAGCAAGACGAGGCCAUUACCUGGUUUAGUAUCAUCCAUCCCCGGACGCAGCUUCCCACCUGGCCGCCCGAAUUCAAACCCCUGGAGAUCUUACAAAAACCAGGAGAGACUGUCUUCGUACCAGGAGGCUGGUGGCACGUCGUCCUUAAUCUUGACACCACCAUUGCCAUCACCCAGAAUUUUGCCAGCAGCACCAACUUCCCUGUUGUAUGGCACAAGACGGUAAGAGGAAGACCAAAGUUAUCGCGGAAAUGGUAUAGGAUCUUGAAGCAAGAGCACCCCGAGUUGGCGGUCCUGGCCGACUCGGUUGACCUUCAGGAGUCCACGGGGAUCGCAUCCGACAGCUCCAGUGACUCCUCCAGUUCCUCCAGCUCCAGCUCGUCCGACUCGGACUCGGAGUGUGAGUCCGGGUCUGAAGGGGACGGGACGACGCACCGCAGGAAGAAGCGGAGGACGUGCAGCAUGAUGGGAAACGGGGACACCACCUCCCAGGACGACUGUGUGAGCAAAGAGCGCAGCUCCUCCAGGUGACCACGCACGGCCGCCGUCUGCGUAGGAGGGACGUGGCCACACGAGGGGCGGGGCCCUGGGGAGGUCAGCCUUUCAGGUCCGCGGUCAAGGGGAGGGCCGGACAAAGGCAGAGAAUGAGGGCGCUCUCGGAACACGAGUCCGUUCGCUCGGCCUUUGCUGCAGUGGCUUUUUUCACCGCUACCGGUGCAGGUUAACGUGGCUUCUUUUACGCGGAAAGGCAAGAAUCUGUGCGGAUGGUGCCAAGGACACCCUUAAUGUUAUUUAAUAAAAAUUAAAUCCGUUUUC